Ruditapes philippinarum (Manila clam) is the source of this 801-nucleotide messenger RNA. Its product is annotated as nose resistant to fluoxetine protein 6-like. Lineage: Eukaryota; Metazoa; Mollusca; Bivalvia; Venerida; Veneridae. The annotation marks the transcript as partial. The transcript is spliced from 5 exons. The record is from RefSeq and is a predicted model, not a curated record.
UUCAAAUUCAUGGGGAAGCUUAUCGUGCCUUUUAGCGUUAUCUGGGUAUGUUGUGUCACGUGGUCUGAUAUCUAAACAUUAUGAGUUUAAUGCCAACCUGCUGUUCAGCACAGAUAUGGAUGAUAUAUUUGAAAUAUACUUUAAACCUUGGUCAAGGAUAGGACCUUAUGUUGUAGGAAUAUAUACCGGAUAUUUAUUGUACAAAACAGAGUGUAAAAUAAAAUUCUCAAAGUUAAUAAAUUGUGUUGGGUGGGUGUUGGCUACAUGUGUCGCGAUAGCCGUGGUAUAUGGCCUGUACACACCGGACGGUUCAACGGAUAAAUUAAAUGUGGACAUGUCCGCCCUGUACAAUGCCACUGCAAGAAUAGCAUGGUCCCUUUCCGUUGCCUGGGUCAUACUCUCGUGUGCGAGUGGAUAUGGUGGACCUGUGGACGCUUUCCUCUCAUGGAAAGGUUUUGCCCCACUCAGUCGUCUGACAUACUGCGCUUACCUGUUACAUCCGAUCGUCAUCACAUUACAAGUGUAUAGCAGACGAACCUUAGAGCACUGGUCGGACAUAGAACUGAUUUAUAGAUUCAUUGGUCACAUGUGCAUUACGUAUGCAUCCGCAUUUGUUAUAUCUCUGGCGUUUGAGUCUCCAAUGAUUGGACUGGAGAAAUGCUUGCUUGGUCGGAAGAAAAACAACUAGAUCCUCACGCACUUUAUGAUAAUAAUAUUUACACAUAAUGCAUCUAUGAAACGGAUCGUUUACAACAUUGUCCAAACAAAUGGAACUACUCUGUAUUCUGCAUUAAAAGUGUA